UCCUGUUUUCCUGCUUGAGUUGGGACAUCUCCUCUCAUCUUCUCCAGAUCUCGGAUUGGGAUUUAAACCAUUGAUUUCCCUGGUUCUCAGGCCUUGGGACUCCGACUGAAUUAUACUACCAGCUUUCCUGGGUCUCCAGCUUGCAGAUGGCAGAUCUUGGGACUUCUCAGCCUCCAUAAUGAUAUUUCUUUUUUGUUGUUUGUUUUUUUGUGAGGAAUAUCAGCCCUGAACUAACAUCUGCCAAUCCUCCUCUUUUUGCUGAGGAAGACUGGCCCUGGGCUAACAUCCGUGCCCAUCUUCCUCUACUUUACAUGGGACGCCGCCACAGCAUGGCUUGACAAGUGGUGUGUCGGUGCACACCCGAGAUCCAAACCCUAGGCCACAGCAGCAGAGCGCGUGCACUUAACCUCUACGCCACCGGGCCAGCCCCCUAAAUAUUUCAUCAUGGAUUGGUUUCACUGCAACCAGUGUUUCCGAAAAGAUGGGGCCCAUUUCUUUGUCACCAGCUGUGGCCAUAUUUUCUGUAAAAAGUGUGUGACUCUGGAAAAAUGUGCUGUUUGUGGAACUGCCUGCAAGCAUCUGGCUCUUUCUGAUAAUCUAAAACCUCAGGAGAAGAUGUACUUCAGAAGCCCUGUGGAGACAGCUUUGCAGUAUUUUAGUCACAUCUCUCAGGUGUGGAGUUUCCAGAAGAAACAAACAGAUCUCCUCAUCGCCUUUUAUAAGCAUAGAAUUACAAAGUUAGAAGCAGCCGUGCAGGAGGCGCAACAAACAGUGACGAGCCAGGACAAAGAGCUAUCAGUCUUAAGGAAGGAGAAUGGAGAACUGAAGAAAUAUCUAGCCAUCUUAAAGGAAUCUCCAAGUUGGUACCAAGGAAGCAGGUCAACCACACCUCGACCAGUGGGCAUUACUUCCCCAUCACAGUCAGUUACUCCACGACCCAGUUCUCAGCAUAGCAGCCAAGUGGUCAGUCGGUCCUCCUCAGUGGAGUCUAUCCCUUACAGAGUGCCUGGCUUUAGUAGCUUGGGACAAGGAGCCAGAGGCUUGCAGGGAAGAAGCACUCCCAGAGACUAUUAUACCGAAACCCCUUCACCAGCUUCCACUCACAGCCUAUCUUACAGACCUUCAUCUGCCUCCUCUGGACAAGGGCUCUUUCCUUUCAGACCAUCCCUAAAUGGUGGGGAUUCACGCCACACAAGAGUCCUCACCCCCAACAAUUCAGGUCAGAGGGAGAUGAGAACCACACCAGAGAGCCUUUCUGGUUUCCAGCUACCAGUCCUGCAGACUCUCUACCAACAGAGACAGAUGGGAUUAGCCAGGGGGAGAGAAGCAUGGCCACUUCCAGAUAGACCAUCUUCAAAGUCUGAUGUAUACAUACAGCUGAAGGACGGACUAUAGCAUCCAAUACCCGUUAGGCAUGAUGGCCUUGGAAAAUGUACCCCUGCCUUGUUUCCUGGUUUCACUCUGUACCUUAUCUUCCUCGAUCUUUACCAUAUACACCCUGUAUUACCUCCUAGGAAGGUGGUCAGGUCUUAUAUAAGGCUUGUGCUUCACGAAGAUGUUUAUAUCUCUCUCACAAAACAUAUGUAGCUCCCUCAUUUCUUAGAACUUGAAACAAAGGUUGGAAAAACAAUUCUUGGCAUCAUUGGGGGUGGGCGGUAAUAUACUCAUUAACUGUG
Messenger RNA from Diceros bicornis minor, 1676 nucleotides. RefSeq names its product ring finger protein 212B (gene RNF212B). Gene Ontology annotation, molecular function: SUMO transferase activity. Bases 445 to 1395 code for a protein of 316 amino acids. The transcript is spliced from 16 exons. Gene Ontology annotation, cellular component: synaptonemal complex. Gene Ontology annotation, biological process: homologous chromosome pairing at meiosis; protein sumoylation; reciprocal meiotic recombination. NCBI's taxonomy places the organism in Eukaryota, Metazoa, Chordata, Mammalia, Perissodactyla, Rhinocerotidae. The record is from RefSeq and is a predicted model, not a curated record.